AUGAACACACUUCUGUUCUCUCCACCAGACAAACAGCAGAAAGAGGUGUGGAGUUCGCGGCUGCAGAAGUGGGUGUACGAGCGCUUCGGGGUCUACAUCGAGGACUUCCGCUUCCAGCCGGAGGAGAGCACGGUGGAGGCUGAGGAACCACUAAGUGCUAAGAGGUUAACAGAAAAUAUGAGGCGACUCAAGCGAGGAGCCAGACCUGUCACCAACUUCUUGAGGAACCUCUCCGCCUUAUCCAAUUGGCACUCCGUCUACACCUCAGCUAUUGCCUUCAUAAUCUACAUGAAUGCUGCUUGGCAUGGCUGGGCCAUUCCCAUGUUACUCUUCCUGGCUAUCCUGCGCUUGUCCUUAAAUUACCUCAUUGCCAGAGGUUGGAGGAUCCAGUGGAGCAUUGUGCCUGAGGUCUCUGAACCCACGGAGCCUCCGAAGGAAGACUUGACUGUAUCGGAGAAGUUCCAGCUAGUACUUGAUGUCGCACAAAAAGCACAGAACCUGUUUGGGAAAAUGUCAGAUGUUUUGGAGAAGAUAAAAAACCUGUUCAUGUGGGUGCAGCCGGAGAGCACCCGGAAACUUUACAUCUGCCUGUGGGUGGCUUUCAUCACCUCCUGCGUCCUUCCAUACAAACUAAUGGGCUUCAUGAUGGGCCUGUAUGCCGGCAUCAAGUUCUUCAUCAUAGACUUCCUGUUUAAGAGCUGUCCGAAGCUGCGGGACAAGUACGACACGCCGUUCAUCGUGUGGAACAGCCUUCCCACAGACCCUCAGCUCAAAGAGAGGACCAACGCCACUGUGUCCCGGCGGAUUCAGCCGGUGGUUUCUCGCAGCAGCCUCGCCACGGUCCCUUGCGGGCUGAGCAGGGAGGAGGACACGGGGAGCGCCCGCAGCACCAAGAAGGGAGCCUUCCACGAGAUCUUCAGCCUGCUGGAGUCAGAGCGCCCUCUGGCGGUGUGUGAGAACGGCUGGAGGUGCUGCCUGAUAAACAGAGACAGGAAGAUGCCCACAGACUACAUCAGGAAUGGAGUGCUCUACGUCACAGAGAAUUACCUGUGCUUUGAGAGCUCCAGCUCCAGAUCCAGCUCCUCUAAGAAGAAUAAGGUUAUCAAGCUGGUGGACAUCACUGACAUACAAAAGUACAAAGUGCUGUCCGUCCUACCAGGAAGUGGGAUGGGCAUCUCCAUAGCUACUCCUUCCACUCAGAAGCCAUUGGUGUUUGGUGCCAUGAUCCACAGAGACGAGGCUUUCGAGGCCAUCUUCACCCAGUACAUGAAGAUCAUGACCACCACCAAACCUCCGGCCACCGCCGAGCUCUAGACAGCCCGUAUCCCAGCAACAGACCUCCAUACUGGGGCUAAAGUGGAGCGGAGAGCCUCCUGAGAUUCAACUGGACUAGAACACACUUCUUGAAAAACAAACCCACCACACUCCUCCUCCCUUGGUGGAUUUCCUUGGAGGGGACAUGCGAGUGUGUGUGUAGCUGGGAUUAAGUUACAUCACACACUUUGUUGAUUGUGUUGGAUUAAAAAAAUCCAAGUUCUGAAGAGGAGCGAGGAUUGGUGUGGCUUGUUGGGGGGGGGGGAGCUGGUUCUCCUCUCCCACCUCACUGACUGACUGGCUGGCUGACUGGAUUCCUGACGUACUUGUUUCCGUGUUUGCAUGUGUGAGUGCGUGCGGGCAGAAAUGAUGGUCUUAAAUAGCGUCAAGUGGCUCUGUUUUUUCUCCUAAGUCAAGGAGUGACUUCUACUGUGGUAGGAAGAUUUCAAGUAGUGCUCAACUUGGCCGUCAAACGAAUAUCCUAAAGCAAAUGGAAGACAAACAAGAGGUUCUUUUAACUGCCAGACAUCUGUAGGAACAAAUAUGAACAUGUUAGCUUUAUAAAUCAGCGCAUAAACAACUACUGAUGUUGAAAUAUUUAGACAGCUGGCUGAUCGGUGCCUAGUGGCUUAGCCCGACUAAAUUAUAUGAGUGUGAGGUGUUUUUAAACAAUGUGUUUAGCUGUGAAGUUGUCAUUCUGACUGACACAGAGCCUUUCUGUUAGUUUACAUUGCUGCUGCUGUCUAAUUAUUAUUUUCCUUUUUUCUAGACACAUUUCAGCAGCGACGCUAUGUUUUAGUCUUCUCUGUUGAAGUAACAGACAAUGUACGCAGCAUCCGCUUCGGUGUUCGUAAGUGUGCGUACGUGAAACGUGUCGUGACAUGUUUUUAUUCUUUUCAAAAUGCCUUUCUUUUGAAGAAAAUGUCUCUUUGUAACAAACAGCCUUUGGGACUGCUGAUCCUGGAGCUGCUGAUUGCGUCCAAGACGAGAGCACAACCACUGUUAGACGUUUGAAACACUGACUGCCAUUUAAAACUAGAUCUAAGCUAAUCCGCUUCUCUUUUCAAGGCACAAUCUGUACAUAUAUAGAGAUUUUCGUUUUUCUUCUAUUGAUGGUAUUCUCCCUGCACUUUACUAGAACUUUAACUGGAUAGAUGUUGCAGACUCGACUUUAAAGGCUCAUAAAUUCAGCUGGAAUCCAUGGUCAGUGUUGGCAAAUAGUCUCAAACUGCUACUUGUGUUAUGUAUUUCUCUUAUUUGUCUGUCGACUUGAGCCAGCAGCUCUCACAUCCUGCUGGUCUCAGUGCAUAGUAAAUGAGCACUGUAUUAGUACACAGAUAGCCAGGAAACCUUCAAACUGACCAUAAAAGAACAAGGUACUUGAAUGAAAUGAAACCACUGGUUUAUGUUCCGCUAAGUCCUCUAAAACAUUGAGUUAUUUUAGCCUUUGAAUUAUAAAUCAAACCUUAAAUGUCCAUAUGAAUCUUUCCGAUUGGGUGAUUUCACUUGCAUAAAUACACAGGUGGUCAAGCUGCUUGAGGUCAAAUAAGCCGUAACAAAAACAUAUGGAUUUAUUUGUGUAAAUCCAUUUCUAAAAUUUAAAUCUUUUUGCUUUUUUCCCACUUAUAUGUUAUGCCACAUGUGUAGGGUGCUCUUCCACUUGUUCCAGAUCAUUUCAAUGUAAGCUUCUUUUUUUUUUAAUAUGGUUAAAGGUCGAACAUAAAGUCUCAACGUCACUUUAUUUUAAAGACGCCGUUCGCGAGAAUAAAGCCGGUCUUUACUCUCGCGGAAUGGUUUUGAUGUGUAGAAAUACGAUGCCAAAUGACAUCAGACACGUCUCUGUGUUUUUGGAGAGGGAUGGAGAUAUGAUAUGGGACAGCAGGUCGUGAUUUCUCGUCGGAUUUUAGAGACAGAGUAGCUAUUCCACUGUACGCCCAGCAGCACAAGCUUUAGUUUCUUAUAUGUAAAUCUUUCAAAAAAACACUGUUAAAAAGGGAGACCUUGACUUUUAUAUUUUUGUUUUAUUCCGGUCAUUUUUACCCACUGGAUACUUCCAAAUCACACUCAUGAAAUUAUUAUUUCCCGUACUUAAAAAUGUCAAGGUUUCUCUCAAAGUCUAUACAAGUCCUCUUAUCAUCAUUAGAAGCAAAUUAGCUGGAUAUGAAGUUGCCUUGGAAGCAAUGGACCAGUUCAUAGACCCACUUUAUUAUUUUUAGUUCAAACUAAUUAAGGAUGGAGUAUUUUCUUUGACAUCCAUCUGUUUGAUUUGGCCUUCUAUGAAGAGGCCGCCUUUCCCAGACAUGGAUUUUUCUAUUUUUGUUGAGGAAUAAAUUGGAUCCAUGAGCAGGGGGAUAUUAGAGCAGGUGAACGCUGUCUCACUGUGUGAUUUGGUGGCUCGUUGUAGUCUCUAAAGCUUUUACCUGACGCCUUUUGUAAUCUGUUAACUCUGAUAGCAGACCCUAACAAGGCUGCGAUCAGAAAAGCACAGAAUGUAUCACUUUAAAUGUACAAAUAUAUAUUUUUCUUUUGCCAAAUCUUUCAUUUUCUGUCUGCCAUAUUCUGCCUAAGCUCAUGUUUACAGAAUUGUUCUCUUUCUCGUAACCCAGUUUGAAUUCCUUUGACUCCGGAGUUAUGAAGACUGGACUGCUGUUCUUGAAUAAAUGACUCUGCUCUCAUUGGCUCCUCCACCAGUCACAUGACUAUUUCUGCUCACCUGCUUUUAACCAAUAGGAAAACUUCAAUCGUUGCGACAACAAAAGCAGUAUUUUAAAACCUCAGUGUUUUAUUUUAUUUGUUUUAUCUAACAUCACAGUACUUGGUAAGUGGAAGUAAAACGUUCUUCAUACAGAGCAGAUAUGGUCAUUGUGGACUGAAAAGGCAACAUCAGUGUUUUUGACAGUUUGUCUAUUGUGACCUCACGAGUGCAGAGAAAAGCAGAAAUAUGAUAAAAGUUCAACUUUUUUUUUUAAAUAAAUCAAUGUGUGCAUAUUACUGUAAGGACACUGGAGAAAGGCUUCAGCUAAUUUUAAAGAAACCUUGUGACAUUUUGGGAAAUGUUAAAGCUAAUGCUAGCAGCCGCUUAGCAACUGUACUGACUGUAGCUUAACAUGGAAAUGUGAUAGUUUGUUGUUCAGUUGAAAUGUUGUUGUCACUUUUUAGUUAUAACUUUUUAAUCCAAGCUAAAUAAGUUCUUAUUUAAUUGCAUUUCAAGACAUAGGUCAGAAGCCUUAACUAUAGCACUAGCUAUUAAAAAUGUAAACCUUUGUUAUAUAAUUUUUAAACAGUGAGAGCAUACAAAAUAUCCACAUAUUCCAUAAUAUUCCCAAGUUAUCACAACUGUCAACAAACAUUGCUUGACCUGGGAUGGUUAAAAGCACAUUUUUGUUUCUUAAAGGCCACUAAAAGCAGCACAUGUACAAUAAAUAACAAUAUUAAUGUGUGGUCAGACCCAAAGCAGAUUCUCACCUCGGUAGCUACAUGAUUGUUUGAGACAUUUAGUUUUUAAUAAGCUUUUAACCAAUUAACCUUUUUGAAUUGACAGCAGCGCUUUCAGUCACCAGUAGGCCUAUACGGAGGUUCAGUGAUACAGAAUGAGUCUAUAUUAGCUUAAAAAUACUAGAAAGCUACGAAUGUUUCUCAAAAUAUGUUUGAGAGUGUACCUGCUGUUAUUAGAACUUGUCAAAAACAGCGGUGUUGUCCUCUAAAUGUUCCCCAGCUUUGAAGCUGCUGUCCUCGCUGUUGUGUUAAUGAUAUCGCUCCUUUAACUGUGUUACUGUUGAUUACGGGGUUUUAAAAGCAUUUGAAUCAUCAAGACCGAGUACAGCACUCACUGUACCAGAGACACAUUGUCUCAAGGCUUCAAACAGCCUGACAUAAUUUAUUUUAUUUUAUUUUAUAGCAUUUAAAAAUGAAUCCUGUCCAGUCCUGUUUUAUGGACUGCGUCAUAAAACUCGGUACAGUCAGAUAUUGGAGAAACAUUGCAGUCAUUACAGCGUUUUAUUCGUUUGUCAUCUGUGACUUCCUCUUUGUUUUCUCCAAUUUUCUUUUGUCAAAGAGGAAUUUGUAUACAAAUGAUUUAAAUGUACAGUGAAUAAAACAAAAACCACUGAGUUUUUAAGAGA
Molecule: messenger RNA, 5435 nt
Organism: Notothenia coriiceps (black rockcod)
Lineage: Eukaryota; Metazoa; Chordata; Actinopteri; Perciformes; Nototheniidae
Product: GRAM domain-containing protein 4
Exons: 14
Coding region: 1-1314 (437 amino acids)
Biological process (GO): negative regulation of toll-like receptor 9 signaling pathway; apoptotic process
Source: RefSeq, a predicted model, not a curated record